Messenger RNA from Blepharisma stoltei, 1374 nucleotides. The record is from the annotation of a GenBank genome assembly. Lineage: Eukaryota; Ciliophora; Heterotrichea; Heterotrichida; Blepharismidae.
AUGGCUGUAACCUUUAAAAACUUCGUAGUUCCAACUGAUAAAAAUACCGACAAUACAUUACACAAUAUGGAACAGAAAAAGUUUUGGCCUAAAUGGACCCUUUGGAUCCCUUUUUCUCUACUUAUUAUCAUUUUAGCCCUCAUAUGUACAGGUUUAGGAUUUCCUGAAUGGGCAGAAAUGAAAUCAGGGAACGAGCUACUUACAAUGAGUCUCGUGACUUGCAGCAAUUGUCCGGAAUCUCUUGCUCAAUGGGAUUGGCAAUGCUUUAUGAAAUUCGCUUGCGACGCUCAGAGUUUGGUCGGAGAUUGUAAAUUACUGGAUAAUGGCUAUCAAGCCUCCAAUGCUUUCUUUUACUUAGAGUCAAUUACUAUCUUUAUUGCAUUACUACUUUUAGAAAAAAUUACUUUAGCGAUUUUUGUCAGAAACUAUGGAAAAACUUCUCACAUAUAUGGGCUUAGCGCCUUGAUGCUGUUCUUUCACUUGGUUGGAGUUUAUCUGUGGUUUUCUUUGAGUGAAGCGACAUGGUCAGCAGAUUGUUCAGUAAAUCCAGAUUCCACUGUUACAACACCAUUCAUGUGUGCAAAAGGCGGUCCAGUUCUGGCGAUUUGCAUUGGGAUACUAAUUGCAAUUGGAAUGAUCGUGAACUACCGAGUGUUCAGUCACAAAGAUGACUCGAAGACAUCAAUAAUUUUAUCCCAUCAAAACAGGUACCUUGGCUUGACAAUGCCAACUUGGGCAGUCACCAUCCUUGGAUUGCUCUUUAUGUGCAUGAUUUUCGGCUCUGCUUCAAUGGGUGUUGGUAGCUGGGUCAAAAGGACUCCAAAAACCUAUUCAUGGUCUGGAAGUCUUCUUACUUGCUCAGGAUGCAUGCAAAACGUUGAUAACCUCGGCUGGAACUGCCUAGCUGGCUACGAUUGUGCAGUAGACAGAAAUUCUGGGUCCUGCAAUAUGUAUAACUCCCUCAGCGUCGCUUCAUAUGCUUAUAUAAGCCUUCAAGCAAUAGCAUUGGCAUCUGGAAUAUUUUUGUCCCAAGUUUUGAUACAGUUGAUGUUUGGGUACGACUAUGGCUUGCCAAUCCUCAAUUAUGUAAAAUUCAUGUAGGCUUACUCAGUGAUAGCUUUCUUAGCUAACUUUUUGGCAGUGGCCAUCUGGUUUGGAGUUUCUCAAGCUGGCUUCGACAGGGAUUGCGGAAGUUUGGUCAACAGUUUUACAGAAACCCCGGAGGUGUGUAGUACUGCUGGGCCAAUUUUAGCCAUCAUUUCUACCAUCCUUUCAUUCUUCGCUGUUGUACUUUUCUUUUUCGUUUACAGAAACCGUGGGGAGACCAUGCUGAAAAUGGCUGAAGACAUUGAAGGCUCUGAAAGAGCAACAUAA